This is a messenger RNA of Jatropha curcas, 923 nucleotides long. RefSeq names its product senescence associated gene 20 (gene SAG20). The record is from RefSeq and is a predicted model, not a curated record. Lineage: Eukaryota; Viridiplantae; Streptophyta; Magnoliopsida; Malpighiales; Euphorbiaceae.
GUCUGGUUCCAUUAUAACAAUCACUUUUCCUCUCUCUUUAUCUUCGUUUUAGCGUUUCAGGGCCGACUCCGGGCUUAUUCUAGAACUGGCUAAUUCACAGGAAAUACUGGAAGACUCUUCUAGAAAGAACCAAGAGGUGGUUCUUUGCCUCUAUGAAGCCUUAAGAUCUCGGGACGUGGACACGGUGCAUAAGAUCCUAGCCUCCGACCUCGAGUGGUGGUUCCAUGGCCCGCCGUCCCACCAAUUUAUGAUGCGCCUUCUGACCGGAGCUGACACUUCAUCCGAAAAAGUUGGAAAAAGCUUUGAGUUUAAGCCUGAGGUUAUUCGGGCUUUCGGGUCUGUCGUAAUAGCUGAAGGUUGCGAUCCAACCCGCUCCAUUUCUUGGGUUCACGCUUGGACUGUCACAGAUGGGAUAAUAACCCAAGUUAGAGAGUAUUUCAACACUUCUCUAACUGUCACUCGUUUUGGAAACCAAAAUCAAUCAGAAUCGUCUGAUUAUUCUUGUUCUUCCUCCUCCUCGUCUUCGCCAUCAUCACCGAAGGCGGAGAUUACUCCUGUGCAUUGCCCAUCCGUUUGGGAGAGCAGCCUCUCCAAUCGGGUCGGAAAGUCGGUGCCGGGUUUGGUUCUGGCAAUUUAGUAAAAUUGAAACUACAUCUAUAUCUCUGUGUCUGAUCGGGUGUAUCCGUUAGUAUUAUAAUAUAGUAGUGCGAAUAAAAGAAGGUUGCACACGUGGAUAUUAGCAAAGAUGUAAGUGGCUAAGGUCGUGUUUGUUUGGUUGAUUUUGGGUUUGUAUUCGGUUUUCAAGGUUUUUAGUGUGUAAAACUAGGUAGGAUGGUGAGAUCUAGUUGGUUAAUUAUUGAUAUGUGUGUGUCUUUAAUGUUUUACUCUCAUUUCAUAAUAAAAAGGUGUUGUUUGGAUAUGAA